This is a messenger RNA of Diaporthe citri, 2025 nucleotides long. RefSeq lists its product as uncharacterized. Gene Ontology annotation, molecular function: transmembrane transporter activity. Bases 1 to 2025 code for a protein of 674 amino acids. Lineage: Eukaryota; Fungi; Ascomycota; Sordariomycetes; Diaporthales; Diaporthaceae. Gene Ontology annotation, biological process: transmembrane transport. The record is from RefSeq and is a predicted model, not a curated record. Gene Ontology annotation, cellular component: membrane. The transcript has 2 exons.
AUGUCGAACUUCCUCGCCCACGACAAACACCACAACCCCUCCACAGGGCAGAUCCCCGUGCCCCACGGGCCGGAGACCGGCGAUGAGGGCUACAACUACCCGCCCCACGCCGGCGUCACCUCCGACGAGGAGCGCCAGAUCUUCAACUACAUCACACAUCCGGACGACAGCUACACACCAGAGGGCGUCUACUGGGCCGACCUGCCACUGUCCAAGCGCAUCAAGUUCGUCACCUCGGUCGACAAUGCCGAGGCCAAGAAGGAGCUGUCCCAGAUCGGCACCAUGAUGAAGAAGGACCCUCUGAGCCCUCUGAGCUGGUACUGGCACAACGCCAUUCUUCCAGGGGCCGGUCUUGGCCUCGAGGGUUACGUCCUGUUCUCAAUCGGAAACCUGAGCAGCUACUUCGCCGCCACGGAUGGCUGGAAGGAGUGCUGGGGUAGCAAGACGGACGACGGCGAGUGCUCUGUAAACUGGAUCGCCGCUGUCACCUACCUCGAGGUUGUCGGUAUCAUGGUCGGUCAAGUUGCUGUCGGUAUUAUCGGUGACUGGGUUGGUCGGCGGUUCGGUCUGAUUCAGGAUGCGCUCAUUAUGGUUCUCGGUCUCGUCAUGCUUACCGCCUCCUGGGGCACCACCCUUGAGGGCUGGGUCAUCUGCUACGCCUGGUCCCUGUUCGUCUACAGCUUCGGUGUCGGUGGCGAGUACCCAAUGACCGCGACGUCCUCUAUGGAAGGUGCUGUGGGGGCCGGAAAGGUUUCAACCCGCGAGGACCGCCUGCACCGUGGCCGCAAGGUCACCACCGCCUUCCUGAUGCAGGGCUGGGGCCAGCUCGCCAACCAGGCCCUGCUGAUCAUCCUGCUGCUCAUCUUCCACCACGGCCAGGGCGACGGCCCCUACGGUGCGCAGAGCACCCAGGUCGUCUUCCGCCUGUCCUUCGCCAUCCCCGCCGUCGGCACCCUCUGGCUCGCCUACUACCGUGCCUACAAGAUGCCCCAGGCAUCGCGGCAGCUGCAGAUCGCCAAGAAGAAGAACAAGGUCACGGGCUACGACGUCAACUCGCUGCGCCUGACCUUCAAGUACUUUGGUGGUCGGCUGCUGGCCACGGCCGGCUGCUGGUUCUGCAACGACGUCUUCUUCUACGGCAACAAGCUGUUCCAGUCGCAAUUCAUCGAGGUCAUCAGCGACAACUCCAAGUCGGUCAUGACCAACUGGAUCUGGAACCUGUACAACAUCAUCGUCGCUCUCGCUGGCUACUACCUGGCGUCCUUCCUGAUCGACAACAAGCUGUACGGCCGCAAGAACAUGCAGCAGAUCGGCUUCCUGGUGUGCUUCCUGACCUUCGUGAUCCCGGCCUUCAAGCUCGACUACUACACCUCGCCCGCGGGUAUCCACUCCUUCCAGGCCAUGUACUACCUGUCGUCCUUCUUCAACCAGUUCGGCCCCAACGCCGUCACCUUCCUGGUGGCCGCCGAGGUAUUCCCCACGCCUGUCCGCGCGUCGGCGCAUGGUUUCUCAGCGUGCAUGGGCAAGGCCGGCGCGCUGCUGGCCUCGGUGCUGUACAACUACAUCGACACGCAGAUGCGAUUCUACGUGGUGCCCUGGUUCGGCCUCGCGGGCAUGGUCAUGACGUGGCUGUGGCUGCCCGACACGACGGGGCUGGACCUCAAGGAGCAGGAGCGGCGGUGGCGGUACAUCCUCGAGGGCCGCGAGGAGGAGUACCACGGCAUCGCGGUGCACCCGAACCACCUCAGCCUGUGGGAGCGCUGGAUGGGCGUCGGCAAGCACUACAACCCGGACCUCGACCUGAAGCAGAAGAUCGAGGACCUGCGCCGCGACUGGGAGGCGCAGGAGGCCGAGAAGCGCGAGAAGGAGCUCAAGGGCGAGCAGGUCCUGGCCGACGACGAGUUCACCGACGAGGCGCACGCCUACUUCCAGCGCACCAGCUCGCGCGACGGGGCUGUCGGCGGUACUGAAUCGGGCAACGGCGUGUUGACGAGUGAAAAGGUCGACGAGAAGCUCCGUGAUUGA